Molecule: messenger RNA, 2939 nt
Organism: Vombatus ursinus (common wombat)
Lineage: Eukaryota; Metazoa; Chordata; Mammalia; Diprotodontia; Vombatidae
Gene: ACOXL
Product: acyl-CoA oxidase like
Exons: 19
Coding region: 64-2061 (665 amino acids)
Biological process (GO): fatty acid beta-oxidation using acyl-CoA oxidase; lipid homeostasis
Cellular component (GO): peroxisome
Molecular function (GO): acyl-CoA oxidase activity; FAD binding; fatty acid binding
Source: RefSeq, a predicted model, not a curated record
CGCCCCGAGCCGCGACUGCGGGCGCUGCCACAGCUUCCGAGCCGCCUAAAGGAAAGCAGCACAAUGGAGCCAGAGCCCGCCCGGAACUUGGGACUGGGCGACUCCUCCUUGCACAGAUACCUGGAUGGGGAUUUCUGGAGGCUGAAGAACGAGCUGCGCAGGCUCUUGGCCGGUUGUCCCCUCUUCUGGCAGAGAUACGACUUAAGUCUGGAUGAAAUAAGGGAUUUGACAUUUCAGAGAGUGAAAUUUACCAUGGGCUUGCCUCAGUUAAAACGUGCAAUUCAGGAACAGGCAGAGAAAAAGAAGAAUUUUGUCAGGAAAAGUCUUGUCAUUGGAGAAGUCCUUUCCCUAGCAGACAUGGCGACAGGAGUGAAGUGUGGCAUAAUUUACUGGUUAUUUGGUGGGGCUGUCAGGAAUCUUGGGAGCCCAGGACAUGUUGCUAAGUGGUUCCAGCCACUCCAGGAGCAGAAAUACACAGGGAUGUUUGCGAUGACCGAGCGGGGUCACGGUAGCAAUGUGAGGGGCAUACAGACAGAAGCGACUUUUGAUCUCACUGCUCAGGAGUUUAUCAUCGACACCCCUUGUGAAAAUGCCGAAAAGAUGUACAUUGGAAAUGCAAUGGAAGGUCACUAUGCUGCAGUCUUUGCACAGCUCAUCAUAAAUGGAAGAUCUCAAGGUCCCCACUGCUUCAUUGUUCCCGUGAGAGAUGAAAAUGGAAGCUUGUAUCCUGGAGUGACAGUGAUUGAUAUGUUACACAAAGAAGGUUUACAUGGUGUGGAUAACGGGAUUUUAAUAUUUGACAAAGUUCGAAUUCCAAGGGAGAACCUACUGGAUAAGUUUGGUUCCGUGGCACCAAAUGGACAAUACUAUUCACCCAUUAAGAACAAGAGUGAAAGAUUCAAUGUAAUGUUGGCAGCUUUGACACCAUCCCGAUUAGCUGUGACUUUUCAAGCCAUGGGAGCAAUGAAGCUUGGUCUGACAAUAGCCAUUCGCUAUAGCCACAGCCGGAGGCAGUUUGGGCCCAAGGCCAAGGAAGAAGUCAAGAUCAUUGAACACCAAACGCAGUACCUCCGAUUGAUGCCUCAUUUGGCAACGGCAUUAGCGCUGACUUUUACCAGCAGAUAUGCUGGGGAUUUAUUGGAUGAAGACAUCUUUCAUGAGAAGGAUCUUGUCAACAGUCGUUCUUUGCAGGCUCUAGUGGCAGGACUGAAAGCAUACAGUACCUGGGAAAACAUAACCUGUUUACAGGAUUGUCGGGAGUGCACUGGAGGCAUGGGCUACAUGAUGGAGAAUCGGAUCUCAGGCUUAAAAUGUGACUCAGAUGUGUUUGUGACCUUUGAAGGCGACAAUGUGGUCAUGCUCCAGGUGGUGGUACGGGAACUCCUUGCUCAGUAUUCCAAACAGUAUGAGGAAAAACCACUUUUUGGCCUUCUUCGGAACUGGACAGAAUCUGUGAGUGACAACUUGAGAACCAGUUUUUUGGCAUUUAACAUGGAUGCUAUUGGUAAUAUGACCUUCUUAUUGAAAGCAGUGAGUUUUCGAGAAAGAGUUCUUCAACGGGGAUUGGCAGCCAGAAUCUACUAUAAGGUAAUGACCAAGAAGGAGGACAUUUUCAGUGCCUGGAAUUCAUGUCUUCAUCAUGUUGUUUCCUUGUCCCUGGCGCACAUACACAGAGUUACUUUAGAACAGUUCUCCUUAGCAGUGGGGAGCUGCCCUGUUCGGGAGGACCAGACUUUGUUAAUGAAGUUUUGUCUUUUGUAUGGAACCAAGUUGGUAUUCCAGGAGAGAGCAUGGUACUUAGAGCAUAAAUACUUGACCCCAGCAAGCAGUGUGCAGAUCAGAAGUCAGUUGCUGAAUUUAUGUGAUUCGGUGAAGGAGGAUGCACUGAAGGUGAUUUCAGCCUUUAACAUCCCUCACAGCUCCAUCCACGCGCCGAUCGCUGGCGUUCCCAAUCCCCGAGCAGCCUGGGCGUUUUACCCUCCACCCCAGCCUCAAGAGCAGCCGAAGUCAUCGGGGGAAGGAAUGGGCCACCAGCGACUCAAAUUUGGGGCCAAGUUAUAAACGUGUUGUUUUCGGUGUUGUGUUUGCCGUCUCCACGGUGGUUCAUUUCACAGAAUCAGGAAGCUCACCCUAGAUGUGUGCCAGGAAAACAAUCCCAUUUAGGUCCAUGCUUGAUCACUUGGCCCCUCCUGAAAAAGAAAGGGCACAAACUGGGGCCAGGCAAUGAAAGCAUGUGGCCACGAAUCUUUGACCAUAGUUGUCUAUCAACGGGGUCAGGGAGGCCAACGCAGGCUAAAAGCACAAGCCUAACUGCUGAUGGGUCUGGACAGGAGUCGCAAGGGAGAGGAGUGAGUUAGGGUGGGGGUGGAAAGUGCUGCAAGGGAAAGGACUUCCAGUCUUGUCUCUGCUGGAGAGCUCAGCGCUGUGACACCAAGCUCGGUCUCACUAACUGCGGAGGGAUCGUCCAAAGCCAGGGAAUGAGCUGUCCUCUCUUGGCUUCUGCAGGUUUAAAUCUAAAGAGAUUCUAUCCUUAGGAUGGAACUCCCGCUGGAAAGAGUAAGUCAGAUUCUGAGGGAUUCCGGGAAAGCUAAUAAAAUGUAAACAAACCCACCGGACUCCCCUCCCUUCCCCGCCCGUGCUCCAUAUAGCCUAGGCAGUUAGCUGUUUCAGUGAGUCAGACCCACUUAGCUUCUUAAAGGAAAUGCCCCAGAGAUGACAGACUGAUAAUACCUUUUGGAAUUUUACUCAGAGAAGAUUUCAAAGCAAAUGCUCUGGAGGAGCCCGAGAAAAACCAGACCGGUCCUCAUAACUAUUUACCAACCAAUGCAAACAACUUCUGAAAAGGAUGAGAGUUUAUGGGGGGCGGUAUUUAGAAACACAUUUUAAAUCAUUUUUACCAUAUAACGUUUUCAAUCUGUCGAGUAGAAAAAUAUGUAGAA